AUUGUGUAUUAAUAUAAUUGCAAAAGGGUUUGGUGCCAUAAUUUUCGCGCACAUUUAAAAAAUACAGGCACAUUUGUGAACAACCAAAAAUGAAUGCAACCAAUGUGUUUUUGUUGACCAGCACACUAAAAUGAAGCAUGAGCAAACAGUGGAUAUUAUAACCUAGAGCAGACAGCAUAGUCAUUACCUUGCAAACAGCGGAGGGUAACAAUGUUGAUAUAGGAAGUCCACUGUGUUGCACGAGUGUCCCUACAACCUGGCUAGCUCCAGCAGAAGAGACCUCAAAAUGCACAUUGUCAAUUUAGUAAUACUAAAAACUUUUUCAAGACCUUUUGUCAUAUGGCAAGCAACAUGUCUCACAUCAGAACAAAACAAAUGUGGUGCAGAAAAAAAAGAGAGAGAAAGAAAACCAAAAAACAUGAAAAAGGGAGAAGGGAGGAAAGAAAGAGAGAAUGAAAGAAAGACAGACAGAAAAAAAAACCUUUGCCCUCGGGGUAAGUGAAGAGAGUCGCGAGAUGCAGCAGACAUGCGGGGAUGGUUUGAGGGAUCUGCCAUUGCAUUGUCUUAAGAUCACUGAUCACAAUCUGGAGAAGGCUAUGCAGCUUAGAGCCCAGAGUGAGUGACAUAUGGAGGGCUGGUGCUAAGAAAACUCCUCCGGACCUCCUCCGCUCCAAAGCCUUCCUGUGCGAGUGCAUGGAGCAACUUUCUGCUUUUUCAAAUAGCAGCCUGCCUCUCUCUCCCUCACUCCCUCCCUCCCACUCUCUCUCUCUCCCUCCCUCCCUCCCUCUCUCGCUCUCUCUCUCUCUCUAGUUUUUUUUCCUUCUUCCUCAGACACUUUCUAGUCACUGCCUGCAGCAGUAAUCGGACAAGUCUCAUUCUCGCUCUUGGAGUCGGUCUCUUGAGAUACCGUGCAGGGCUCCAUGGGUUUUCACACUUACCAUGAAAAAGAAAAAAAGUUGUUUAGUAUUUGUAAUUUGUGAGUUGACGCCGACAAAAAUCUGAGAUCCUUUUUUUUUUUUUUUGCUUUUGAGAACUGUUUUUGCCACUCUGAACUGGACAGACACUUAGAGAAGAUAAAAGAUCGGAUAAAAGGAAGCCCAAGGAUUCAUCUUAAUUGUAGGAACUUUUGGCUACAGUGCAGAACUAGGUGAUGUUACGUGCGAUGUUCACGGAAAUGAAUGAAUUCAGACACUGGCAUUUUUAGACAAAUGUGUUUCGCCCACUCUGCGUUUGUUGGACGCGAGGGACGCUAAUAUUCCCUCAGCCCAUCACCGGCGCUAUCGGGAGAAUUGACAGAACACAGACAUCUGCACCGUAUGUGGCAAAAUAGCUUAAUGUUAAACAUGUUCUGUUGUUUUUAAGCAGAAAACUACUUCAGUAUCAUGUUAUUUGUCGCUGAUUAGAUUACAAAAAAAUAGUUGUAUGAUUUUUACGUGCAGUUGCAACAGAGGCCUUGUGUAUUAAUUUUACCUUGGACUGAACAAUAGGGUCAUGGACAUUUAUAAUUGUAAUUUUGAUGGCAAUUCAAUAAAAUAAUGAAUAUGGAUUUAAAUGUAGUAUAUGUUAUAAUGUAAUAACAAUAAUAGCAUUUCACAAAGAAAAACUAAAGUUUCGAGCAAGCCUGCUAGGGUUAAACUAAUAUAUGUUCUAAUGUUAUUAUGGGCUGCAUAGAUAAUGUACAUAUAGAGAACAGCAACAUUUUAAUGUAACUCUGCAAAUGUGGAGUUAUGCUUUUACACUUCGACAAACAGCUUAUCCAUUUAUUUUCUAGCCUGUGUUCAGAGCAAAUACAUAAACCCCAAAGAGAUGCUUUCCCCCUUGAUAACUCUAACACCUGGUCACCACCUUUACCCCUUUUCAAUUUACUUUUUUUUUUUUCAAGCUUCCCUCCUGUGAUGGAUGGCAAGCUUCUUGUUUGAUACAUAAAAGCAGGUGGAGAGGCUGCUGAAAUAAGAGAUACAAUUGUAAAUCACCUAACAUUUUCUAGAGUAGGAUGUCUUUAUGCCCGAAUAAGUUUACAUUUUCCAUCCCGACAGGCAAAGCAGAGAAGGUCUCCAUGGGAGACCCUUUUUGGCUGGCAGAACAAACAAAACCAACUCAGUUAAAACAGUUGACAUCCAAUGACAUCUGGCGCAGCCAAGAAUGCUGAGUGGAGACUCAAAAGCAGCUCGCUCGACUUGUAAGACACGGCAUACAGCAACUUGAGGGGGAAAGAAAGAGGUCUAUGGAAAUGCAGGAUCUAGCCAGUCCGCACAGCAGAGUAAGUGGAAGCAGUGAAUCCCCGAAUGGUCCCAACCUCGACAACUCGCACAUUAAUAACAAUUCCAUGCCACCAAAUGGCACUGAAGGAGAUAACAUCACUAUGCUUACCACAGCAGACUGGUUGCUAAGUUCUAGUUCACAGUCCGCUGCAGUUAAAACAGAGCCAAUGAGCAGCAGCGAAAUCGCCACCUCUGUAGCAGAAGGCUCUCUAGACAGCUUCUCAGGAUCAGCUAUUGGAAGUAGUGGCUUCAGCCCAAGACAAACUCACCAGUUCUCUCCACAGAUUUACCCUUCCAACAGACCGUAUCCACACAUUCUUCCAACCCCUUCAUCCCAAAAUAUGGCCGCCUAUGGCCAGACGCAGUAUACCACAGGAAUGCAACAGGCCGCUGCCUAUGCAGGCUACCCACAACCAGGGCAGCCCUACGGAAUUCCAGCCUAUGGUCCGUUGUGGGCAGGCAUCAAGACAGAGGGCGGGCUCUCCCAGGCACAGUCACCGGGCCAGACCGGCUUCCUGAGCUACAGCUCCGGCUUCUCCACACCUCAGACGGGACAGGCACCCUACAGCUACCAGAUGCAAGGAGGCAGUUUUACAACUACAUCAGGACUGUAUGCUGGGAGCAAUUCCCUCACAAAUUCAACUGGAUUCAAUAGUACACAACAGGACUACCCCUCGUACCCAAGCUUUGGCCAGGGUCAGUAUGCGCAGUAUUACAACAGCUCCCCGUACACGUCCCCGUAUAUGACGAGCAACAACACCAGCCCCACCACCCCCUCCACCACUGCCACCUACACGCUCCAGGAGCCGCCCUCCAGCAUCACCAGCCAAGCCCUCUCCGAGCCGCCGCCAGACUCAAUCCUCCUCAGCUUGGAGGAAACCAACGUUGCACACGUUUCUGGAGAGAUGUCCUGCCAUUCUUCAGAGACAGGAGAGUACAGUACAAUCCACAGUCCAUCAACCCCCAUUAAAGAUUCAGAUUCGGAUCGAUUGCGUCGGGCCACGGAUGGAAAGUCACGUGGUCGCGGGAGAAGGAACAACAACCCAUCUCCGCCUCCAGACUCUGACCUUGAGCGCGUGUUCAUCUGGGACUUGGAUGAAACAAUCAUCGUUUUCCAUUCCUUGCUCACGGGGUCUUACGCCAAUAGAUUCGGGAGGGAUCCACCAACGUCUGUGUCGUUAGGCCUGAGGAUGGAGGAAAUGAUCUUCAACUUGGCAGACACACAUUUGUUCUUCAACGACUUAGAAGAGUGUGAUCAAGUCCACAUCGAUGACGUGUCUUCAGAUGACAAUGGCCAGGACCUAAGCACGUAUAAUUUCAGCACGGACGGCUUUCACGCAGCAGCCACCAGUGCCAACCUGUGUCUGGCAACGGGCGUGCGGGGAGGUGUGGACUGGAUGAGAAAGCUGGCCUUCCGCUACAGACGAGUAAAAGAAAUUUACACCACCUACAAAAACAACGUCGGAGGCCUGCUUGGCCCGGCCAAAAGGGAAGCCUGGUUGCAAUUGCGAGCAGAAAUUGAAGCCUUGACGGACUCCUGGUUAACACUGGCACUGAAAGCACUAACAUUAAUCCACUCAAGGUCAAACUGUGUUAACAUCUUGGUGACCACAACGCAACUCAUCCCAGCCCUGGCAAAGGUCCUCCUGUACGGCCUGGGAAUAGUGUUUCCAAUUGAAAAUAUUUAUAGCGCAACGAAAAUAGGGAAGGAGAGCUGUUUCGAGAGGGUCAUGCAGAGGUUCGGCAGGAAAGUUGUUUACAUCGUCGUGGGAGACGGAGUGGAAGAGGAACAGGGCUCAAAAAAGCACAACAUGCCCUUCUGGAGAAUCUCCAGCCACUCAGACCUGAUGGCCCUGCACCACGCUCUGGACCUGGAGUACUUGUAGCACUGCGACCGGACCGGACCCGGAUCGGACCUGAAAGGCCCAACACACCAGACAGCCACGCCUCACACACGCAUCUACUGCGACCUUUGCCCCCCUGACUCCCAUCUCACACAGCCCCUUCCUUACGCCUUCGUAUCAGAAGAUUGAGUUUUUGGGGCGGAGGAGGGGUAUCAGCCUCAGUCCCUCCCUCCUCUGUUGCCUCGUGUCUGCGUUCCUCGAAAAAAAUAGAAAUAAAAGAUGACUGAAAAAAGAGAGAGUGAAGAAAGAAAAGGGGGAAGGGCCUUUCCUGAGUGACAAGGUGGACAUGUUGACAUACGGCCACGGUUCGUCUUAACCCCGGACCUCUUUUGCGAAUCGGGCGGAGAGGGGAUUUAUGGCACUGCAGCUGCUGGUCCCUGCUUUACUGUGAAUUGGCUUCUCACUCUCUCUCUCACUCUCUCACUCUCGAAAAAGAAAAAAAGCCAUCAAAAUGUUUUAUGGGGCCCUGUCUGUGCCGGGGCUCGGCAAGGGUUCACACCUGUGUAGAAAUGAGAGCUACCGACGUCUCGGAACUCAGCCAGACUGAUCCUCUCCACAAUCACCACCAUGGCCGCCACCUCGGUUUAAUCCUCAACCAUCAGCAGUCCUUCUUCACCCCUCUCUCUCUCUUCUUCUCCCUCUCUCUCUCUUCUUCUCUUUCUCUCUCUCUCUCUGACUCUCUCUGUCUCUUUUACUGAUGGUACAGAGACAUAAGGCUCCAGCUGCUCAAUCAGCCGGCCUCCAUUUGGCCAGCGCUUGGCCGCCCUCGCCCCUGGAUGUCCCGCGCUUCUUAUUUAUGAAACCUAGGGUCACCUCUUUGUGAGUGGUGUUUUAGUCCCACGAAGGUACCUCUGUGAAAGACUCGUGCCUUUCUGCGUCAACUAAGUACUUUUGAAUUCCACCUCACUGAGAAGUCUAUGGGGGAAGAAACAAAAAAAGAGGAUUUUCUAGUAAUUUAAGAAAAAAAAAACUUUAUUUACAUUGCUGAGAUAAUCAUGUACAGAAGAAAUCUUUUUUUUUUGGUGUGUGUACAUUUGUAAUCACUGGACUAUUCCUUCCUAUAUUCGUUUAGGUACAUGCUGUUGAAAGGUGGCAAUGCUUUUUUCAUUGAAGUACAAAAAAAAAAAACAGCACACUGGCACUUUCGCUUGUGCGGGGGCCUCAAAGUGUUGAUGUGUUCAAGGGUUUUUGUUCAUUAAACAAAUAUUGUAGAUACAUGGGAUUUUGUGAUAACUUGUUCUGUCAAGACCAAAAGCAUGGAUGUCAAGUGUCAAUGAUUUCAUUUUCAUUUUCGUUUUGUUUUGUUUUCAUUUAAUUUGUUCAGUGCUGUUCUCUCUCCCCGAUUUCUUUCU
Messenger RNA from Clupea harengus (Atlantic herring), 5517 nucleotides. RefSeq names its product EYA transcriptional coactivator and phosphatase 1 (gene eya1). Gene Ontology annotation, cellular component: nucleus. Gene Ontology annotation, molecular function: protein tyrosine phosphatase activity. The transcript has 20 exons. Gene Ontology annotation, biological process: positive regulation of DNA repair; negative regulation of extrinsic apoptotic signaling pathway in absence of ligand; multicellular organism development. The coding region runs from base 2225 to 4147 and encodes 640 amino acids. NCBI's taxonomy places the organism in Eukaryota, Metazoa, Chordata, Actinopteri, Clupeiformes, Clupeidae. The record is from RefSeq and is a predicted model, not a curated record.